CGACGUCCGCGCCCAUCGGUUGCGUCUCAGUGGUCCAUCAAUGUUACCGUGGUCUUUCAUGCGUCCGUUAAUGCCUCUCCAAUGUGUCCAAACGCCACCGACUCUUUUCCAAAUCCAAAUCCGAGUCUGAAUGCGCUCGAGGGCUUUAAACCAAUGGCUUCAAUGUCCCGACACCGCCGACCGAUGCCGCCAAAUCGAAGCGGAAGUGCCCCAUCUCACUUAUAUAUGGGCCCACGUCGGACGAUGGCGCAGCGCCGCUCUCUUUCUGCUGCCCCCACCAUGCCACCUGUCGUGCUCCGCAUCCCUGUGGUCCCCGUCCCGCUAUCCAAUCUGACAAGCAGGUGAGUAUAUGCGCAUAUACCAACACUGAAAGACUUUGUUGACAUCAACUCAUGCCUCUCGACACUGUGUUGUACUCGAUAUCGCAGGGGCAGUCGAGCCAGUCGACAUGCUGCCGCAAAUGUUCGGGGCGGGCUCAAGGUGCUCUACGCUCGCUCUUUUGAUAGCUGUGUCGU
Molecule: messenger RNA, 515 nt
Organism: Phanerochaete carnosa HHB-10118-sp
Lineage: Eukaryota; Fungi; Basidiomycota; Agaricomycetes; Polyporales; Phanerochaetaceae
Exons: 1
Coding region: 82-345 (87 amino acids)
Source: RefSeq, a predicted model, not a curated record